Oryzias latipes (Japanese medaka) is the source of this 1186-nucleotide messenger RNA. Its product is annotated as transmembrane 4 L6 family member 1. Gene Ontology annotation, cellular component: membrane. The record is from RefSeq and is a predicted model, not a curated record. Lineage: Eukaryota; Metazoa; Chordata; Actinopteri; Beloniformes; Adrianichthyidae.
GUUGCUAGCACAUUUUGUGAUCAAAUAGUUCCACUCACUGCAGAGGAGAACUCUCCAAACUAAGACUCACCAAAGAGGAGCUUUACUGCUUUCUUCUGACCAUGUGCACCAGAAAAUGCUCCCUCUUCGUUGCUGGCUGUAUGUAUGUACUCGUGCUCCUGUCUGUGACCUGCAACACCAUGCUGUUCUUUCCUGGCUGGAGUGUGAAGUACGCUAAAGAAAGUCACAUCACUGAGCAGGUGUACUACAUGGGGGGCUUCAUCGGAGGGGGUGUCUUGGCGCUGAUUCCAGCUCUUUACAUCCAACUGACUGGAGAUGGGGGCUGCUGUUCAAAUCGCUUAGGGAUGUUCUUUUCGAUUGCGUUUGCAGCAGUGGGCGUGGCUGGAGCUGUGUACAGUUUUGCUGUGGCCAUCCUUGGCUUGUCCAAUGGCCCCCUGUGUAAAGAUGGGACUGGGGCGUGGGUAACCAUGUUUAAAAGCAGCAACGCAAACUACAUGACCCAGAAGUCUAAGUGGGCUGACUGCGCUGAGCCGAAGAAUGUGGUGCAGUUCAACAUAGGCCUCUUCAUCACAUUGAUCCUGGCCAGCUUCCUACAGGCACUGCUUUGUGUCAGCCAGAUCAUCAACGGCAUCGUUGGUUGCAUCUGUGGAACGGCCAAAGACCAAAUGAUUGCAUAAAACCCAUGAGGAUGAACACCUGAGAUAUGAAACAGUAAUAGGUAUUGAUUUCUGGUGUAUGUCUAUGGUUUCCCACAGUUAUUAUACCUUAAAAUAUGCUAAAAUGCAAAGCAUCAGCUGGUUUUUAAUCUGAUCAGGAGAUGGAAAGAUCAUCAAGUAUCACACUUGAAGUGCCUCUUUCUUUUGUUUAAAUACAUUUAAUUUUAUGCCUACAUUGUCUUUUUUUUCCUUCUGCAAUUUGCGCAUCUUUGCUUUUACAAACAGAAAACAAGCUUAUAUCUGCAAUGUACAAAACGAUUGAUAAUAAAUCAUGAAAAGCACAAUGUAAACAAACCAGUCUGUACUGAAAGUUUUGAUUCCAUUUACAUUCACUUAAAGAGGUGAAUGUAAAACAAAACUUUGUGUCAGAGGUUAAAAAUACUACUACACCAUUAUUAUUGGUAGUGGUAGUAGAUAUGUUGAUGCUGGUUGCCUGACUUCUUGAAAUAAAAUAAUAAGGAAUAAUACAA